Messenger RNA from Penicillium daleae, 1488 nucleotides. RefSeq names its product NAD-dependent succinate-semialdehyde dehydrogenase. The record is from RefSeq and is a predicted model, not a curated record. Bases 1 to 1488 code for a protein of 495 amino acids. The transcript has 3 exons. Gene Ontology annotation, molecular function: succinate-semialdehyde dehydrogenase (NAD+) activity. NCBI's taxonomy places the organism in Eukaryota, Fungi, Ascomycota, Eurotiomycetes, Eurotiales, Aspergillaceae.
AUGCUGACAGCUUUACAGCUUAAUGAUCCGUCACUCCUCCAUGAAGCAUCUUUGCUGAAUGGAGAAUGGGUUCAAGCCAGUUCAGGCAAAACAUUUGAUGUUGAGGAUCCUGGCUCAAGCCAAAUUUUUGCCGCCUGUCCUACAAACGAGGUCGCUGAUGUGGACAAAUACGUAGUGUCUUCUCAGAAGGCGUUUGAGAGUUAUCGCCAUGUGAAUCCAAGAGUACGAGCAAAGAUUCUCCUGAAAUGGCACGACCUCAUUACAGCCGCCCGGGAGGAUAUCGCCAAAAUCAUGGUUUACGAGACCGGCAAGCCUAUGGCAGAGGCAUUGGGCGAGGUAGACUACGCUCUUGGCUUCGCUUGGUGGUUUGCUGGAGAAGCAGAGCGAAUUCGAGGCUCUGUCGCCCAGCCCUCUGUCUCGGACCGUCGGACGUUCGUCAUUAAACAGCCUAUCGGUGUCAGUGUGGCCCUUGUUCCUUGGAAUUUUCCGGUCGCGAUGAUCAUUCGCAAAGUCGCCGCCGCGCUCGCUGCUGGCUGUUCAAUGGUUGUCAAGCCAUCACCUGAGACUCCUCUGAGCGUGAAUGCCCUUGGCGACCUUGCCCUUCGAGCUGGACUUCCUGCUGGUGUCCUCAAUAUCAUCUCCACCGAUAAUGAAAACACUCCAUCUGUCAGUGAAAGGCUUUGCAAGCAUCCGCUUGUUCGAAAGGUGACCUUUACUGGGAGCACCCGUGUAGGCAGUAUCGUGGCCAAACACUGCAGCGAGGGUCUCAAGAAGGUCACGAUGGAGCUCGGGGGCAAUUGUCCAUUCAUUGUCUUUGAUGAUGGUGACCUUGAACAAGCAGUGGCUGCUUUAAUGAUCCUAAAGUGGCGGACUGCUGGCCAAGCAUGCACACACGCAAACCGCGUAUACGUUCAAAACGGUGUCUACGACAAGUUCGCGCAGAUGAUGUUGGAAGCAACGCAAAAGAUCAAGGUGGGACACGGAUCUGAUCCAAGCACCACAAUGGGCCCUCUCACGACCAGUCGUGGUGUUGAGAAGCUGGAGCGCCAUGUCGCAGACGCUGUCAAACAUGGCGGCAAGGUUCUCUGCGGUGGAAAGAAGCCCGCUGGAUUGAGUGGUUACUUCUUUGAGCCUACCAUCAUUUCCGGCAUGACUUCAGAAAUGCUCAGCACCAGGGAAGAGAUCUUCGGCCCUCUCUUGGGACUGUAUCGGUUCGAGACAGAGGAAGAGGCUGUGAGAAUGGCCAACGAUACUUCUAUGGGCCUGGCCUCUUACUUUUUCACAAGUAAUGUGGAUCGAACUUGGAGGUUGCUGGAAAGCCUUGAGGCUGGUAUGAUUGGCAUGAACACCGGUAACUCGUCUGCAGCAGAGUCGCCUUUUGGAGGAAUCAAAGAGUCAGGUUAUGGAAAGGAGGCUGGCAAGGAUGUCGCUAUCGAAGAGUACUUGGUUUCAAAAACGGGGACUUUAACUGUUACCAGCUUAGUCUAA